AUGAAGAACACGGACAUAUUCUCGCCUAAUGAGGGCUAUGACAUGGUGGUUUCUGUGACACAGAAGACCAUCAACGACCAGAUUGCUAUUUUGGCUAACCCGGACAUUGGGAUCAUCAAGACAUCUUUGAUCUUCGGGAUGACUCGCAACAAGGACAGGACAUUUGAUCCCAAGUUCUACGAUUCCUGGGAGAGUGUUCCUGGCGUCGGUGCUGAUGGAAAGGGAUCACCGAAUGUGCCGGUCAUGAACGCUCAAUAUCUACCGCGCCUGCAAAUAAAGGAUUCGGGAACCACGGCAGUUCUUGUGCUGGAAUUCCCUUCUGGCGUCGCUUGGUACGUAGAUCCUAUUGAUGGCCUUUCGGAGUACGACGUCAAGGAUUGGAAGUACGGCAUUGCUAUCGACCUGAAUUUUGCUGGUAUCAGCCGUGCAGAUCUUGCUGCUGGCAAGGCUGUUCCUCCCAUUGUGUCACAGAAACUGGAACACUUUAUGGAUCAAGAUUUCUCUAUCUCGCAGUUGUUCGCGGAUCUGACCAAUGUCAACUUGAUGCGCUCCGAUCAAGAGAUUACAACGGUCGGCACCGCAGGAGACGCCGUCCUACAAUCAUUCACCUAUUUUAUGAAUACUUUCCUUGGCGACCUGCAGAAGCAUCCAGAGCAGAAUCCAUACAUUCUUGGCUAUUCGGUCGCGGCAGUCUCUGCGACUCCUGACGAGGACAAGAAUGUCCCUGACUCAUUGAAACCCAUCGGCUCGACCUUCACACUGUACAAGGAUCCCAAUAACAGUGACUUGAGCAACGUGAACUUCUGCUUAAAUACCAAAGGUGGCCAGGGUAAAGGCGGGUUCGGAACUCAUGCUACCCCCGGCAAUUUUGACAGUAAUUGGAUCGGCAGUGCGGAGCAAUGCCAAGCUAAAAUGAUAUAUUCAGCAUAUUGUCUGCUUGAAACUCUGGUCCUCAAACCGUUCUACGAUGGCUACGCCAACUCCACUCACGAUGUCAUUUCCAAAGCCGGCGUCAACAUACCCAAUGUUCCGGACUACCACGCGGCGAUGAGCUCGAAUACGGACGGCAAGAAAUGGAGCAUAGCAGCCCAGGGUGGCGACGAUAUGUACCACAAUUCAUAUGCGGUCGCCUUCACCUCGGACGGGCCCAACCUAACCCUCAAGCUCAGCGGAGGGCUGGAUACCAAGAAGUCUGUCAGCCAAAAUGACUUCUUCUGCACCGCGAGUGCGUGGGUGUCAGGUUACGUCAAUUGGGAAGCGACGAUAGUAGUGACGGCGGAUAAAAAUGACAAAGGAGAGCCCACUCUGAGGAUCUCGAAUCCCCCUCCAAAGAUCACGAGCUCGGGCCACGAUUCUUGGAUGAAUGACUGCUGCAAGGCUUUCUCGUGGAUUGCCAAGAUCAUUGGCGUUAUUGGAGAUGCCCUGAGUCUUGGACUGGACAACAAUUUCUUCCAGAAUCUGUUCAACAACCUUCUGGUGCCGACGGCAUCAGGAAUCUUCAAUCCUGUCUCAGCUCUCGGGAGCACGGGUACCACAGUCAAUGGCAGCCUCCUUCUUCCAGCUGGCCAAAUAUUUUUCUUCAAGAACCCUUCCGCCGAUGCAGAUGGCAAUGUGUCUCUCGAGUUGACGUACAAGACCGAGACAGGGACUGCUGCCUCGCUGGCGGCUGUCUCCAAAGUCGAGGUUGACCAUUCACGUUUUCAGUUUAUCGAGACCCCCUACUCGCGAGUCACGAAGCUGAUCAAGCCUGCAUCGAAAGCCACCAAACCAUUGCUGGGAGCUGCUCCAGAGAAGAAGACUGCAGCACCGGCAGUACCCAACCCUUAUGCUCAGCCACUCAAGGAUAAGUUUAAAUUCGACUGUGCGAAGUCUGCCGCAGGCACCGGCAAAUGCGAUGUCGGCAUUUCCUGUGAACUCAUGGCGAACUCACUGCCUGGCAUGCCCGUCAUGCCAUCCAAGGAGUUCUCGCUGGCGCAGGAUGCCAAAGGCAACGCUUUAAUCUUUGCGCUAAGCUCUGAUGCACAAUUCAAUGUUCUGAUUAGCGACUCUGAUGCAGAUGGGACUGGAUUCCGGACCGUUAAUCUGGGCGCGAGCUUUCACUCCUUCAAAGCCGCUGUGUGCUUCGCCGUGUCACAGGACGAAGCGGGCCUGAUCUCGAUCGCGUUCACGUUAGUCGAUCAGACAGGUGUUCAAGGCGUAUUUUAUGCUCCACGUCUGUCCAACGAUCUCAUCAGCACCGACUUCUCGAAGAUGUCUGCAAUGGCGACGCAAAUCACGGGCUAUGACCCGAAGUUCACAGUUGAAAAUCUCAUGGUCGGAGCCUCGGACGAUGGACAGCGUCCAGUGCUCUUAGUCCAGGGCCAGCUGGGGCUUGACAAGUCUUUCUAUCAGCUGCAAGCAUCAGAUUCUACACCACUGCGCGUGGAGUUCCCUGAGAAUGUUGGUCGGGAUGGCAGUGGCUUGCUGAGCAUGAAGAUGGGCUAUGCUUUCGGCCGGCGAACCAACUACUUUUUGUACACGAUCGGCGAGACUGUAUCGCUUGUGGGUAAGACUAUCCCAAGUGGAGGCAGUGGCUCAAGCACUUUCGACUAUAGCCCGGGUAACAAGACUCUUCCGGUCGCAUUCCAGCAUCUGUCUUACAACAGCAUAACGACAGCAACAUCCCGCGCCGGUAUCAAUGCUAGCUCAGACAUCCUUAUUGCCGCCGCCUCUGGAAUAUAUCGCAUCCCAAAUGCCAAAGCUGCAAGCAUGGAAUGUGUUACAGACCAGAUCAAGGAUGCACACGAAAUAUUUGUCGCAGCCACCGCUACCACUAUCUCGCUAUGGGUGGUCGCAAGUCCGAAUAUCCUUUGGUACAUCUACGGCGCAAAGGUAUCAAACACAACGAACAUCACAUGGAACGCUCCAGUCCAGUUCGCCAAGGGUGUCAUCCACGUUGCUGGCAUGAGGUCCCGAGUGACCAAUGCAAACGAAAUUUUCACCAUCAACCAAGACAUGUCCAUAAGUCGAUACUGGCAAGAUCCUGUGACGACGAUCUGGAGGAGUAAGACCGAGCUCGUCCCUGGCAGCAAGUAUGUGCUCAACUACAACUCUUUCACGUCCGUGAUCCAUCUGGAACGGAAUGGCUUACCUCUCGUCGGUGAGAAGUUGAUGGUCUCAUCAAACGAGUGGCAGUACUAUGCAAUCAAUGGCUCAAUCUAUUCCCUGGAUGUAGACACGGCGGCCGAGCUGGUAGCUGAUCCGCAGGGUAAUGUCACUAUUAUCAGCACUGCAAUUGAUGUUGCACCGGCUGUCCUGCACGUUCAAAGUGCUUUGUUCAAAGAAACGCUGAACAUAUAUCCAAAUGGAAAGGUGAAUCAUCAUCUCCAGAAGGUCACAGACGGUGCGAGUCUACAGUCAGCUCAAGCACAGGAUGGAACUCCAGUCAUGGACCCCAAGGUGACUGGCGAUGUUGCAAAUGCCGUGGCGAGUAACGUGUCGCAAGUCAAUACCGUUGGCGCCUCGAGCUACCCUCCUGCAGCGCAGGGCAACAUUUUCACCGCUGUCGAGACACCUGUCGCCUCUGGAGAAAAUGGACAUCUCAAGCACUCAGCUUUGCGUACAAUCAAGACCACACAUUUAGAGGAUGGCGUUGUUUGCGGUAUGACGGUCAGAGAUGGUAAAUGGCAACUCCACAAAGAGGGCCAGGCUGAAAAGCUUCUCAGCGUACAUCGGGACUCUGCAGUCCUGGGAAGCUUCUUUGGAGACUUCUGGCACUGGAUCGAGAACUUUGCCGACGACAUCGUCUCCAAUAUCGAAAAUGGUGUAGUGAAGCUCAUCGAUGGCACAACAUUCAUCAUACACAAGGUUGAGGAGGGACUCGAAUUUGUUCUAGUUCUUGCUGACAAGACUCUGCGAAUCGCGCUCAGUACUCUGGGCGCGGUGUUCAAGGCGCUCAAUUGGAUCUUGAAGCUAGUUGGAAUCGACUUGGCAAAAACAAAUGGUCCUACUUACAUCGAGCUCGCCAGACGAUCAGCCAAAUCGUUCUUCGCAGAAAUCGACCUCGAUGUGAAGAAUGCUAUAUUGCCCGCAAGCGUCAAGAACGACAGUCCAGAUGUAGCUGCCAACUCUACAGACCAAGGUCCCGAUACACGUUCAAUGGCUACCUCCCCACCAGCGAAUUAUGCUACCUAUCAUUUGCAGCACUCUGCAACAUCAGCCAACCAAGAUCAGAAAAUUGGGAACGUCAGCACGAACGGUACUGUCCAGACGAACGGCGAGAUGCUGACGGAUGACCCUUUCACACAAUUUUACAACGAUGUGCUGCAGCCUGCUUUUGACGUUAUCAGCGAGAAGCUCGGCAAAACUUCCGAUGACCUGCUCAAACUGAUCACAGAUAUGAGCCUGGACAAUCUGCGGAUCCUUUUAGCAGAUGUCGCGGACGCACUCAUAUCAGUCAUGGCGACAGUCGUCGAUGGCUUUUUGCACUUCGCGGAAGACAUCUUGAAGGACAUAAUUGGUCUUCUGGAGGAGGAACUGGACAUACCUGUCAUCGGUGCCUUGUGGGACUUCAUGUGCGAGCUAUUUGGCUCGAGUGAGCCAUUUACUGUCAUGAAUGCAUCCGCCUUCCUCCUCGCCAUCCCGGCAGUGACUGUGGUCAAGCUUGCCACAGGCACGACGCCCGACCAAUUCAACAAUGGGUUUGACGACCCAGCAUUUCCAGCGAAGGUCGCCAAAUGGCUCGGAUCCGGUUCUCCGCUCAACUUGACUGCGGCGAAGACAUCUGGCAAGCUCGCUGUCACGAACAAGCAGGACGAGGAAUACAAAGCCCCACCAGAGUUGAAGGCCUUCUCUCUUGCCGAGGGGUGUAUCUCUCCAUUUGCGGCCAUAGUCGGUACCGUUUGCGACGCAGCCAAGGCCAAUGGUAGCAAGAAUGAGUAUCUGCAAAAGGUCAGCUUGGGUACCUGCGCUGUAAAAGCUCUCUUCUCUUGGCCAGUAACCGACGAUGGCCAAGACUGGAAUAUGUAUGCCAUUCGUUGGGUCGCCUUCGUCCUUGGUGCCGCUGGUGACUUGAUGCCAGGCUGUCCACCUAAGGCGAAGGUGGUGGUCAACGCGGUUCUCGCCAUCCUAGCAAUUGUUGUUGAUGCCAAAGAAAGCCAGGAUCCGUUCGCUUGGACGUCGGACAUCUGUGGAACGAUCUCCAGUCUGGUCGCCGAGGCUGGAGAAGGCAAUGCAGAGGUUCAGGUACCAGCUUAUGCUGCCAGCAUUAUGUUUGGUAGCCUGGUAGCACUAUCAGGGGGAAUCGUAAAAAGCAUCGAGUCGCGGACUGAGUCGACCGCGGCCACGGCUAAUGUGAAGAAGUCAUGGAAGAGUAUCUGCGUCGGAGGUGCUUAG
Recurvomyces mirabilis is the source of this 5373-nucleotide messenger RNA. RefSeq lists its product as uncharacterized. Bases 1 to 5373 code for a protein of 1790 amino acids. NCBI's taxonomy places the organism in Eukaryota, Fungi, Ascomycota, Dothideomycetes, Mycosphaerellales, Teratosphaeriaceae. The record is from RefSeq and is a predicted model, not a curated record. The transcript has 5 exons.